Messenger RNA from Phytophthora nicotianae INRA-310, 219 nucleotides. RefSeq lists its product as hypothetical. Bases 1 to 219 code for a protein of 72 amino acids. Lineage: Eukaryota; Oomycota; Peronosporomycetes; Peronosporales; Peronosporaceae. The record is from RefSeq and is a predicted model, not a curated record. The transcript has 2 exons.
AUGCGUGUGAAGGCUGUGUUAGCACCGCUUGUCGCGGUUGCGCCAAACGAGCGCAGCGAGGAAGGCAUCGCCGCGUCGACGCAGAUGGGGGCAAACUAUGCUAGGAUUCAAGGACGAGAGGUUUUAGUCAACAGAAACAAACGGCGACGCUCAGAAGACGAAGCUACGGGUGCUGGAGGAAGACCAAGACGUGCUGGUCUUGCGCUGAGUCAGGAAUGA